This is a messenger RNA of Esox lucius (northern pike), 2078 nucleotides long. RefSeq names its product CMRF35-like molecule 8. The record is from RefSeq and is a predicted model, not a curated record. Bases 257 to 1534 code for a protein of 425 amino acids. The transcript has 7 exons. NCBI's taxonomy places the organism in Eukaryota, Metazoa, Chordata, Actinopteri, Esociformes, Esocidae.
AGUACACAGAGGUGUUGCAACCAAGGAGAGAGUAGAGAGAAACAAAGGCUGAAGCAGGGGAAUGUAUAGUUGUAUAAAUAUAUGAUGGGACGACAUACAGAACGGUCACGGAAUAAAGUAAAGGACCUCACGUUUACAUUCAACUUGGUGUAAGUACAGAGAGAGUUGUACACACAGCAUUACAGAGAACAUUAUAAAUAACCAGAUCCAGAGACACCAACCUGGAGAGAAUCUGUGUACACCAGAACACAACAAGAUGAGGAUCCUGCUGAUAUUAAUCCUGCUGGCCUUUAUGACAGGAUGUGUGACCUCUGUCAUAGUGACUGGAUACUCUGGAGGAAGUGUCAUCAUCUACUGUCGUUAUUACAGAGCACAGGGACGUCAUGAGAAGUACUUCUGCAGGGGACCAAAGAACACUUUGAGUUGUGAGGAUAAAAUAAGAUCAGGUAGUCAGAACACCUGGGAACACAGUGGUAGAUUCUCUCUGUAUGACGACACUGAGGAGAAAUAUUUCACUGUGGUCAUCAGACAACUGACCAGACAAGAUAAAGGAAUCUACUGGUGUGGAGUGGAUAAACGUUUAAAACUUGACGAAUAUACCAAGGUGGACCUGGAAGUAAAGGAAGAUAAAUGCUGUAAGAAGUCCUUCACAGAGACGGUCCAUCUGGGAGGAGAAGUUGACAUCGUCUGUAACUAUCCAGAGAAACAGGAGAACAGCAACAAAUAUUUCUGCAAGGAAGAUAAUGACUCCAAGACAUGUGAUUAUAGGAUCUCUGAUGAAAAUCACUCAUCUCUUAAAAAUGGAAAAUACUCUCUGGGUUUUUAUAAUAAAAAGGUAGAGAAAAGCUUCACAGUGACCAUCAGUAACCUGACCGAAGAUGACACUGGGACAUACUGGUGUGGAGUAGAAAACAAGAAGUCAGGAGAACAUUACAUUUCACUGAUUACUGAGGUUCAUCUCAGUGUGACUGUGCCAAACACCACAACAACAACAACAACAACAACAAAAACAACAACAACCACCACCAAUGUAUUACCAUCAUCAUCUUCAGCAGUCAACAGACCUGGUACUCCAUGUAUCAUCUUGGUGUGUGUGAGUCUGGUUGUGUUACUGCUGGUGAUCGGUCUGUUAAUAGUCUACAGAUGGAAACACAACAAGACAGCUUUCUCUUCAGCAAAGAAGAUGGAAUCCAGCAUUGGGAUUAAUGGAGAGGGUCGUCAUGGUGACAGUGAUUAUGAAGAGAUGGAGCGCCCCGUACAGUCAGAUAGAGGCAGUAUCACCGCUACCAACUACACCACUGCUGACUUUCCCAGAAACCCCUCUGACUCUCUCCACUAUGCCAAUGUCACCUUCCUCAAGAAUCCCAGCUGCCCCAAUGAAGCCACCACCACCAUCAGUAAAGAGGACACAUCCUGUGUCUAUGCUACUGUAAAUGUUGAUCAAAACUCCACCUACUCUACUGUCAAUCAUCCACACAGCUACUCUGAGGCUCCUCCCAUCUACUCCACUGUCAGCAAACCCAGAAACACCUAAUUUACAGACAAUCAAUCACAAGAGACAAACUCUCUCUGGUAAAUAUUAAACAGAGACACACCCCUACUGGUAACUAUUAAACAGAGACACACCCCCACUGGUAACUAUUAAACAGAGACACACCCCUACUGGUAACUAUUAAACAGAGACACACCCCCACUGGUAACUAUUAAACAGAGACACACCCCCACUGGUAACUAUUAAACAGAGACACACCCCCACUGGUAACUAUUAAACAGAGACACACCCCCACUGGUAACUAUUAAACAGAGACACACCCCCACUGGUAACUAAUAAACAGAGACACACCCCCACUGGUAACUAUUAAACAGUGCAUCUUAUUUUCUCCACUGGAAGUGCACCUAGAGAGCACUGCAUCACAUUUUCUCCACUGGAAGGGAACCCUUUAGGGCACUGCAUCACAUUUUCUCCACUGGAAGGGAACCCUUUAGGGCACUGCAUCACAUUUUCUCCACUGGAAGGGCACCUAGAGAGCACUGCAUCACUUAGUACUUGGUGGCAAAACCCUUGUUGGCAAUCACAG